Molecule: messenger RNA, 1632 nt
Organism: Zeugodacus cucurbitae (melon fly)
Lineage: Eukaryota; Metazoa; Arthropoda; Insecta; Diptera; Tephritidae
Exons: 1
Coding region: 127-1422 (431 amino acids)
Source: RefSeq, a predicted model, not a curated record
UGGCAACGCUAUUUAUCGGUCAAUCGCCUUCAUUUUAAUUAUUUGUAUUUUUAAUGUGUUUAUUUUAUAAAUAGUUUGACGAAAAGUGCUCAUGUCUACGAAGGGCGUAUAAUUAUCAAAGUAACAAUGCGUAAAUACCAUCAGCUUUUAUUAGUUAUAAUUUCUUGUAUUAGCAUAAUUGUCUUGCUCACGUACAAGAGCGAAAAUUCACGUUUAAAAGAUGUGCUAAGUGCAGUGCACUUCUUUAGUCGCAAGGAUGCGGAUGAAUUACGAUUAUUGAAUAAUUUUACUGCAGUGGAUGAAGAUAUCAUCAAUUUUAAUCGACCAUUGCCAGUUUGGCAAUUGGUGGGAGACUCGUUUUAUGCAUACGCCUCAUACUAUCAACGCAAUGAACUUGUGUCUUCCGGCAGUGAAGUUCUAACACUUGUAACCGGAAAGACGGGAGCAGUAGUGAAUUUUCUCUGUAAAGCACAUUAUGAUGACGGACGCAUUAUACAAGGAAAAUUUCGAUUUCAACACUUGAAUCAAGAUGAUAAAACCUCUACGGCAUUUACAAAUUAUAUAUUUUAUUGCCGCCUUAAAAGUGAUUUGAAAGAACCAAAUAACAUUAUUUAUACCGAUCUGACCGGUGAUGGCAGCAGUACGGGUCAUCAGUUACGUUUACGUUUUGUAAAAAGUACACAAGGUAGCAAUGUACCACAAACGCAAUUAGCUAUUUGUCUGGAUUUGGCCUCAUUUAAUAUGAGCAGUAGUUUUGGCCAAAAUUAUAUGAAUUUAUUAGAAUUCUUUAUACAUCAUUAUGUUGUUGGUGUCAAACAGUUCAUCGUUUACAACGGUGAUGAACUAACCGAAAUACUGCUGCAAAAGCUAAUGAAACAUAAAAAUAUACAUAUACAUUUGCUGCCUUUCAAUUUUCCAUUUGCAAACAACAAGAGCAAUACAACGAAUUUCCGUGAAAUUGUUAAAACAGAUUGUCUACUACGUAGCAUGCACAAAGCGAAAUUCGUAACAUUGCUAGAACCAAAUGAAUUUUUCUUUCCAAAUGCCAAAUUAAGUGCAGAAAAUUCAGUAAUAUAUUCAUUAAAUUCCCAAAGUGCCGCUGAUACAAUACAUCAAUUGCAAACUUACUCAGUCUGUUAUGCUGAUAAAAAGCAUGAUUUACUCACAAAUAGUAGUUUUUAUGACCCUGAAGUGGUGCAACCACACACGAUAAAUAUUUUGAGGCCCGUGGUGCCUACGCUAUCUUCUCCGAAAAGUGGUGUGAAUGAAGUGGUCCCCUCAUUGGCUUUUGCACAUCGAUACACCGACUGCGUACAUGUCGGAAAUGAUGGCUUACACAUGUGGCAAAACUCUUUGCGUCAAGAUUUCAUGAAUAACUUGCUUGCAUUUAGAAAAGAAGUAAGAGAAUUAAUUUAUAAUUAAGCUAGUGACACAAAUUAAUGUAUUUAGACUUUUAGUCAAUUUCGACUGCGUUAUGAACGAUUAGCAACAUUGAGUAUGCCAUUAUUUUUAGAAAUAUAUAUAUUAAUGAAAAUAUUUCAAGAGCAAUGUUAUCUUCCUUAGUAUAUAAGUUGUGUAUGCGUAAUUUUAACGAAUAAAUACUCACAAACACAUCUAUGUAUUUCAUAUUAA